ACUUUCGCAGAUGUAUUUCUUUUUGCGCACACGCACACACGCAGAUAAAUAUAUAUAUAAUAUAUAAAUAUGUAUGUAUAAACAUGAAAUUUGGACGAUACUAACAUGAAACAGAUACGUACUGAUAUUUGAAUAUAAGUAAAGAAAACAGAAAUUUGCACUAAACAUGACGUCACGCUGUGUCGAAUCGGCAAAUGUGUGUUAACGGUUACGUGUCCCUGGGCUUUGUUUUGGUUGACAAAUGCAGCAUAACUUAGGUAAACAUGGCAAUCUCUAUAGCCAUCUUGGAUUGUGACCUACUUCUACAUGGUCGAGGUCAAAAGACGCUGGACCGCUUUGACCUGGGCUCUGUGUCAGACAAUGUCCUCCUCACACAGUUUGGCUUCCCCAGAGAGUUUAUUCACUAUCUGGUGGAAUUACUAAGAGACGAUCUCUCUCGACGGACCCUGCGGUCCAGAGCCAUCAGUCCUGAGGUCCAGGUGUUGGCUGCUUUGGGUUUUUACACUUCAGGCUCAUACCAGACGUAUAUGGGAGAUACUAUAGGGAUCAGCCAGGCCUCGAUAUCAAGAUGUGUGUCAAAUGUGACCAAAGCCCUGGUGAAGCAGGCUCCUCAGUUCAUCACAUUUAAAAGGGAUCCCUCCAGCAGAGAACUGUCCUACCAGGAGUUUCAGAGAGUUGCAGGAUUUCCAGAAGUUGAAGGCGUGCUGGACUGUGUUCAGGUCGCCAUCAAAGCUCCAAAUAGUGAAGACACGUCAUAUGUGAACAGGAGGGGGUUUCACUCUGUGGGCUGCCAGCUUGUGUGUGAUGCUCGGGGAUUGUUACUCAGUGCAGAGACCCACUGGCCCGGUGGACUCAAGGACACUGAAGUGCUGGAAAGAUCCGCCAUCUACAAACAGCUGCAGAACAACGAGAAAGGCUGGUUGCUGGGUGACUGUCGAUACCCCCUGAGGAAGUGGUUAAUGACGCCGGUCACCAGCCCACAAACCCCGGCAGAGUUCCAGUAUAAUCUGGCCCACGCUGCCACUCAUGAGAUAGUGGACAGGACCUUCCGAGCCAUCCAGACCAGAUUCAGAUGUUUAGACAGCACCAAAGGAUACUUACAGUAUUCUCCGGAGAGGAGUUCGUCCAUCCUGCUGGCCUGCUGUGUCCUCCACAACGCCUCCCUACAGUCUGGACUGGACGCCUGGACCAUGGAGAGGACCGUCCCCCCCGAACAGCACGAGAGCCUAGAGCAGAGACCUGAGGAGCGAGACAGCCACGCAGAGGAGCUGAGAAAAGAACUCGUACUCGGACACUUCAGCUAAAAUCCUGACUGGAUCGUCACAUCAAUAAGGUCAAAGGAGGUCAAGACUGAGGAAAGACUGAUUCAGGAAGGACACCGUGUUGCUGAUGCAGUUUUUUAAUAUUUUGCUGUAUUCUAUUCUACUGGCUACACUAAGAUAACAUACUUAUAUAUAUUUAUAUCUAUAUAUGUAUACAUAUAUCCACAUAUACAUAUAUAGGUAUAAAGGAACAUGCACGGCUCUAUACAACAAACCAAGACGACAUUAUAUUCAAACACAUUUCAAACAACUGAGCUCCUCAGAAAGUCCCAGAUUAUUCUCUGUGGAAUUCUCUAGUGCCCUCUGUAGUCUGGAGACAACUAUUCAAACUGUGUGAAGCUACUGUCAUCCAGGUUUCUUUAUGAGUGGGAAAAAAAUCACCCUCUACUGUAAUUUCUUUUAAACCCUUCCCCAUUUUUCCCUCUCCAUUCCACAGGUUUAAAGUCUUGGACUAUGUGACAAUACAAAAACAAGGCCCUUUAUUUACAACAUCUGCACAUUAGGUUGUUGUUAUUUAUGUACACUGGUGCGCUGAGACUGUUUAAGGGAUUAGAAUGACCGAGUGGGUGAGCGAGUGGUCGCAGUCAAAUGGUAUUGACAGCAUGAGAAACGCAAAAUUUAAUUGAUAAAGAAUUGUAUUUCUGGUUGUUUUAUAGUGAGCAACUUGAACUAGGACGUUUUAAUUUGAAAGCAACACCAUGACAUUUUUUUGCAGAGCAUUAUUAUUAUUCUUGUUCUCACAUUUUUUGAAAAGUGGUGAUGAAUUAAAAAAAUAAAAAAAAUAAAAUGAAAAUGUCAUGGUGUCGCCUCAAAUUGGAAAAAACUAAUCUGUGUUUUAAUUCCUGGAAUGUUUUUGGUCCACUGAUGGGCUUCAUCAAUAUAUACACACUUUCUACACACAGGAAUAAAUACAACAUAUGCACUGCUGUCGCAUGA
Molecule: messenger RNA, 2258 nt
Organism: Solea solea (common sole)
Lineage: Eukaryota; Metazoa; Chordata; Actinopteri; Pleuronectiformes; Soleidae
Gene: harbi1
Product: harbinger transposase derived 1
Exons: 7
Coding region: 264-1304 (346 amino acids)
Source: RefSeq, a predicted model, not a curated record